AUGGCUGUGUAUUGCGACAAUUUCAGUAUGUAUCACCAGCAGAAUCUGCACACUUCUCAGAGAGCACCCAAUUAUGGGAUAGGGGAUUAUACGCCAUCAACAAACCCCUAUUUGUGGCUUGGUGGGCCUGGAGUGAACAGUUCACCGAGUUACCUUCAUGGCAACAACUCAGCUUCAUACAUGCCACCAUCAUAUGGAUCCCAGAGACAAUUCCUGCCAAAUUCAUCAAGUUUUGGAGGGACGGACCUUGGUUGGUUAUCCAUAGCCUCCCAGGAAGAACUGCUGAAGCUUGUGAGGCCACCAUACUCCUACUCAGCUCUUAUUGCCAUGGCCAUUCAAAAUGCCCCAGAAAAGAAACUUACUCUCAGCCAGAUCUACCAGUAUGUGGCCGACAACUUUCCUUUCUACAAAAAGAGCAAAGCGGGCUGGCAGAAUUCCAUCCGGCACAACCUGUCCCUUAAUGACUGCUUCAAGAAAGUUCCAAGAGAUGAGGAUGACCCAGGAAAGGGAAAUUAUUGGACUCUAGACCCCAACUGUGAGAAAAAAUGUUUGAUAAUGGAAACUUUCGCAGGAAGAGAAAGCGCAGAUCGGAAUCCAGCAGUGUUGAAGCUGUCACUGGUAAAGGUGAAGAAGGUCGCUCUGCUUUAG
Messenger RNA from Staurois parvus, 648 nucleotides. The record is from the annotation of a GenBank genome assembly. Lineage: Eukaryota; Metazoa; Chordata; Amphibia; Anura; Ranidae.